AUGGUCUCUUUAGGAAGUUAUGCCUUAGUGGCUCCUUUAGAAGAGACUCCUUUGAUUCUCGUUUUUGGGAUACCAUUCAUUUUGUGGUUUUGGGCCUUGUUUCUGCAGAAGAAGGCGAAAUCCCGGCUCGAGACUCUCCUAAAGCCGAUUCUCAAACGAAUCGCCGCAUGGAGAUUCUUGCUCCACGGGCCGUCCAUGAUCCAGCAGGCUUUCACACAGUCCCACGGGGAUUCUUUUGAAAUUUUGGCCCCUGAUACUCGAUAUGUUUUUGUGUCUUCGCCCAAGCACAUCAAAGAGCUCGACGAUGCGCCUGAUACCGUUCUGUCAUUACAGGCGGCUUCGAAGCAUAUGUUGCAGCCGCACUAUACGAUGCACGGUUUCAAUUGGUUCCAUCGUCGAGGCACUGAAGGUGUGGGAUUUGUGCGCGCUCUUCGCACGCUUUUGACAAACAACCUUCCUAAUAUCUUACCGGAUCUGAGUGUCAUCAUCCGGACGAGAUUCUCUCAGUUUCACGCUGAACAUCGUCUGAUAAAGGGAGAGAGGCACUCGCCUGUCUAUCAAACGAUCGUCAAGUUAGUAGUACUAUCGAACGCAAUCUCCUUCUUUGGACACGAGCUAGCGAAGGAUGAAAUACUGAUGACGGCGGCAUUGGCCUAUAUUGAGGAGACAGUAUUUUGCGCUGAGAUACUCCGCUUAUUGCCUAAGCUGCUCGUGCCCUUCGUAGGGGGCAUCAUCGCUCGUCGGAAAAAGUGCCACGAAGUUCUCUUCAAUGCUCUAAUGCCGGUAGCUGAGGAACGCUGCAGGGAGAGAGACCGUUUAAACCUCGGACAGACGGUACCCAAGCAUGCAGAUUGCAUUCAGUGGAUCAUGGAGACUUCUCCAAGAAAGGCACCCUGGACCGCGAAGCGAAUAGUCCAUGAGCUGAUGGCGAUCUGGUUCGGCUCAGUGCAUGCCAUGUCUACUACAGUUACUUUUGCAAUCCACGAUCUCUGCAUUCAUCCUGAGUACGUCGAACCGCUUCGAGAAGAGCUUAAAAAUCGUUUUGCAGAUUUCGAGCGUACCGGGAAUGGGCUCCCUUUGUUAGACAGCUUCAUCAAGGAGUCAGCACGUCUUACGCCUGUCGAAUCAUUGAGUACCAGGCGUUGUGCAAUCCAACCUUUCACACUGUCAGAUGGAACAAAAGUCAACAAGGGUGACUGGGCCUGUACACCCGUUCGCGCAAUCAUGCAGCAUAAAGACUACUAUCCUGAGCCGCUUGAAUUCAAUGGCUUCAGGUUCGUGAACCCCGCUCUUAUUGACCUCAAAGGCAAAUUCAAGUCUUGUCAACCGAAUCCCUCAAAUCUCGUUGACGUUGGGGAUACGUACCAUGUGUGGGGCACUGGGAGAAUGGCUUGUCCCGGACGGUAUUACGCAGCCGCUAUCAUGAAAUUGAUCGUAGCGCAGGUCAUUCAAAACUACGACUGCUCGCUUGCCGAUCCGGAGGCACUUCGGUGGUGGACUUGGCGUUCCAGCAUGCUGCCCAAAGAAAGCACUAUGAUCAUUUUUCGACCUCUUUGAGCGAGCGACCCAUUCCGCGCAGCGCAGCCAAUGAGAAGGAGUCCGAGCAGACUGCCCCAUCCUACGUCUGCAGAAGUAACAGAACGAG
Messenger RNA from Lindgomyces ingoldianus, 1645 nucleotides. Its product is annotated as cytochrome P450. NCBI's taxonomy places the organism in Eukaryota, Fungi, Ascomycota, Dothideomycetes, Pleosporales, Lindgomycetaceae. The transcript is spliced from 11 exons. Gene Ontology annotation, molecular function: monooxygenase activity; oxidoreductase activity, acting on paired donors, with incorporation or reduction of molecular oxygen; iron ion binding. The record is from RefSeq and is a predicted model, not a curated record. Bases 1 to 1557 code for a protein of 518 amino acids.